GCCCUGUGGAAUGACGACUGAUCACUUAGGUGCCUAAAGGAAAUAUUCCCAGCGGUUGCAUUCAGGAACCGUGGGAACUAGAAAUGUCUUUAAAACAUCAUCGAUAUUCUAUGUUUACGCGAUUGGUUUUGAAAGAUAAUAUGCUUCACUGAUCCCAGCUGUUUAUGUCAGCACACGACCCAAAUAUCAUUUGAAGAAUUAUGAUCUUGACCAAUUUGCGCAGCAUUUUCAGUCCAUGUUAGGCAUUUCCCAUGCUCUCAAAGUAAAGCAGAUCCGCCAGACAGCAGCAGCGGCGGCCGGUGGGAGUCGGACAGUAUGGCUUCCUCAUCGUCUGUGGACGCCAACGACCAGGUCAUAAUGUAAAGGCUGGUUGUCAUUAUAUAGCACGGGAAGCAUCGAUAGAGAGAGAGAGGACAAACAUAUUUACCACUUAAAGCAGUUGAGAGAAACAGUGACACGAAUUAUGUGCUGGUCGUAUCAUUGAUUUGAAAGGCAGACUUGCCGCUUCCAAUAUGGCGAACUAGCUGAAGUAUUGCAGCAACAAAUUUUUCAGUUUCAAAUCCUUUUUUCUUUUCAGUUUCAAAAAAAUGUUUUUGGACAAACUUUAUGGCACCAGUUUAGCUCCUCGGAUCUCAGACCAACCACUUGGACAUUCAGGCUCCCGUAGCAGCUCUCUGCUGGCUGAAGACACAACCUGCUGGCUUCCCCAGACAGCCCUCACGAACAUGUCUUUAUUCUCUGCGGUUCUGGAUCCAUCAGGUUCCUGUAGAUGUGCAGUCUGGUCUGGUCAAGUUCAAGGUUACUGUAAAUGAAUUUACAGUAAAAUGAUCCAACCCUGGAGAACCAACAGAACUCCAAACUGAAACAAGCUGCUUUGACAUGAUUUUAAUAGAUUUUCUAAUUUGAUGAAAACCUGUUUGUGGAAUAAUCAGCAGCUUUUACAUGUGUUUUUACAGUGGCUGUUUGACUGAUAAUCUGCCACCCCGGUUGAAUUACAUUUUACUGUAGAUUUGUAAUAAAAGCUGAUUGUUGCCAAUAAGUUCCUGUUGUAAUAAUGAACAUUUUACAGUGCCACUUGAUUUACUGGAUGGUUCCGAAUCAAAUGUUAGGUCACCCUGUUAAUAUUUAGGUUUGAGUAUGGUGAUGAUGAGGAGGAGGAGGAGGAAGAGGCGGAGGCAGCCGUGCAGCCUCCGGUGCUCAGCGCUGCGCAGGGCGGGGCGACGCGGCGUAGCAGCAGCUUCAUCCCUGCUGAUCGACACAGACCUCCUGUUCUUCUCCAGGCCGCGGGAUGGACCCCGGGGCCCGGCCCGCUUCCCCUCGGUCUCAGCAGGCCCGGUUCGGGUGAGAAUGCGCAUUUAGAAGUGCGCAGCAGAAAUCUCCCGCAUAGUGAAUCUGUACAGAGCGCAGUGGAGCGUCGGCCGCUGCGGCAGAAACAGCGCCAUUGUUUGGAUGCGCAGCAGACUGAGAGGCUCCAGGCCGGGGUGAGAGCCGCUCAGAGCCCGGCAGCCAGCAUGCUUUCCCCGCUGCUCCUCACGGUUCUCCUGCUCGGCUCGGUCCAGACUUCAACAGCAUUCCAGGUUUCCACAAACCAGGAAGGUUUGAUCGUGGCAACCCUUGAGAAUGCCGACCUUCAGGACAACAUCACAGCCUAUGCUGUGCAGGUCUCAGGAGAACCCCGGCUGGUCUUGGUUCCGUUCAUCAACACCAGUGAGCCAUUGCUGUUCAAUGCUUCGUUCCAUGGCCUCUGCUACACUGUGGGACUACUGGUCAAACUGGGACAAAGCUGGUCCAGACCCAUAAGGAGCAUAGCUGUUCUCACAAAGCCGCUUCCUGUCCGCGCCGCUUAUAUAUCAGACUACAAGGAGGCUCCGGAAACUGGCGUGGUGUUCGACAUCGACCCUCCGAUCAGAACAGUCUUCAGCCGGGUCAACAUCAGCUACACUGAAGGACAGGAGCGCCGCUCCAUGCUCUAUAAAGAUUUCUACAAAGGGAAGACAGUGUUCAAACACUGGUUACCGGGAAUGUGCUACCGGAACAUCACCUUCCAGCUCAUCUCUGAGGCCACGGUGUUCCAGACAUCACUAAUCACCCUCAGCGACAUCACCCACACACCGCUGCACCACCGCACAGUGCCCUAUCCUCCGCUCAACAUCUCCCAUAAGAUCAUUGCCCUGAACCAGAGGGCUGCAGGUGAGUUCCAUAGCAAGGAGGGAGGCUGGCAGUCAUCCCGUCAGGCCCGGGACGUCCCGCUGAUGGAAGAGCCGCAGGAGCAGGAGACGCAGCCGGAGGAGGAGAUUGUGUCAAAUGAGGAAGAGACAACACCUCAGGUUUUCUUCAGCACAACUCAAAAUGUGACUGAAAGGGUCAACGUUAGCAGGAACCAGACAGAGGAGCCUGAGGCUCAGAGCUACUGGCUCAACCCGACAGAGAUCUCACCUGCUGACAGGGAUGAGGAAUUUGUUAAUGCAGUGGUGUCGGACUAUGAGGACUCCAAUGAGCCAGGGUCAGCCAUGGCGGUCCCCACCGAGGUCCUCGUUCUGGCUACCAAGUUGCCCCCCAUCCUGCUUGAGCUGCGUUGGCUUCCUCCCAGACCUCCAACCUCCUAUGAUGGCUUCAACGUCUACAUCUACAGAGAUGGUAACUCCACAGAGACAGCGACUGUGGAUGAGAACACGCACGAGUUCUUCACGGAGUUGACAGAGCCGGGAACGUACCGAGUCCAGGUCACCACGCUGAGUUCAUCAGGAGACUGCGAGGCCCGAGAGAGCAGCGCCGACACCGGCUUCACCUUCUACCUCAGUCCCACUGGUGAGCUGUUAGAGGAAUUGAGGGAGCGUCCCCAGGGCGUCAACUUCAGACUACUGGACUCCAGCACCGCUGCCGUCUCCUGGGCUCCGUCCUCUCAGAACCACAACGGCAGCCUGGUGUCGGUGCUUUCCACCACCUGCCUAAAGCCCAGCCUCAGCCAGAGGAUGGAGAACACGUACUGCAGCGAGGAAAACUCAACCAGUGACGUCAUCAGCAACCUGACACCUGGCGCUCAGUACAGAGUGGUGGUCUAUCACACCAACGGUCCUCUGAUCAGUCCUCCAUCUGAGCCCGUCAUCAUCGACAUUGAGCCCACAGGUGUACGAGAGCUGACCGUUUACCCUCUGAGUCCAACGGCUGUGAUCCUCAGCUGGCAGCGUCCGUACCACGUGGCCUUCAGAAAGUACAUCCUGCAGACCUUCUUCUUUAACCCCGUCACGCUGGCGUCUGAGUGGACCACCUACUAUGAGAUCGCUGCCACCGCUUCAGUCAUCGCCACUGUAAGAGUCACCGACCUGCUGCCCGCCUGGUAUUAUAACUUCAGAGUCUCCAUGGUAACGUGGGGUGAUCCUCCGCUCACCUGCUGCGACAGCUCUACAGUCAACUUUGUGACAGGUACCUAUCAGGGAUCCUUGACCAGAUCUCUGCAGGAACUGAAGAGUCACAAUGUUCUGCUGGAGCUCUGUAAGCACAGGCAGAUGCACCUUAGAUUGACCUCAGUAGGGAGUGCACCCUGUUAAUGUGACCAGAACCAG
Molecule: messenger RNA, 3563 nt
Organism: Girardinichthys multiradiatus
Lineage: Eukaryota; Metazoa; Chordata; Actinopteri; Cyprinodontiformes; Goodeidae
Gene: ptpro
Product: protein tyrosine phosphatase receptor type O
Exons: 11
Coding region: 1512-3548 (678 amino acids)
Biological process (GO): negative regulation of canonical Wnt signaling pathway; peptidyl-tyrosine dephosphorylation involved in inactivation of protein kinase activity; axon guidance
Cellular component (GO): plasma membrane; GABA-ergic synapse; glutamatergic synapse
Molecular function (GO): Wnt-protein binding; protein tyrosine phosphatase activity; cadherin binding
Source: RefSeq, a predicted model, not a curated record